AUGGCGGCGGCGAUCGCCUUCUCCUUCUCCUCCUCCUCCGCCUCCCUGCUGCGCCCGCGCUUGGCGCCGCUGAGGAGAUGGCGAGCCCUCUCGCGCCCGGCGCCGCGGGCCGCCUCCAGCACCAGCAGCUCCCCUCGCAGCGCCGCCAGUGAUGAAGCAACCAUUAUCUCAGGGACAAAGCUUGCUAAACAAGUUCUGAAAGAAGUUCAAAGGGAUGUAGAAUCGUGGAUAUCCUGUGGAAACAAGAGACCUCAUCUCACUGUCAUAUUAGUAGGAGACAAUCCAGCUAGUCAUAUCUAUGUCAGAAACAAGAUAAAAGCAGCUGCAGCUGUUGGCAUUUCUACUGAGAUCAUACUGCGACCAAAAGACAUUUCUCAGGAAGAACUCUUAGAUAUGACGGUAAAACUCAACAAGGAUUCAACAGUUAGUGGUUUAUUAGUUCAGCUCCCUCUACCAGAUCACAUAGAUGAACGGACGGUUUGUAACACUAUCGCACCUGAAAAGGAUGUGGAUGGAUUUCAUAUUAUGAAUAUUGGACGUCUGUGUCUUGAUCAGCCUUCUAUAAUACCUGCCACUGCUGCUGCUGUGUGGGAAAUGAUAAAACGUACAGGAAUACAAACAUUUGGAAAAAAUGUGGUUGUAGUUGGAAGAUCUAAGAAUGUUGGAAUGCCUAUUUCAAUGCUUUUACAUACUGAUGGAGCUCAUGAAAGGCCUGGAGGUGAUGCUACAGUGACCAUUACUCACAGAUACACACCAAAAGAGCAACUUAAGAUCCAUACACAACUCGCUGACAUUGUAAUAGUAGCUGCAGGUAUCCCAAAGUUGAUUACAACUGAUAUGGUCAAAGAAGGUGCAGCUCUGAUUGACGUAGGCAUCAACCAUAUCCACGAUCCUCUUACAGGAAAGACCAAAUUAGUUGGGGAUGUGGACUUUGAAGCAAUGGGGGCACUGAGCGAAGAGUCAGCUAUUACUGUUUCAUCCCUCAGCACAGACUUAUGGAAUAAUUGGACAAAAAACAACGCUGAAGUAGACUACACAGAGCAGCCAAAGCUCUUGAAGCUUAUGCAGACCUGUCUUGAAGAACACCACAGCUAUUGUAUCAAUGGGCUCUGUGCUUUCCACAGCGAAUUGAGGAAACCCAUAUGCAAGUGCCUUGCAGGUUAUAAUGGAGAGAGGUGUGAACAUUUAACACUAAAUUCAUAUGCACAUAAUUCUUACGAACGCUACAUUGCUGUGGGAAUUGGUGUAGGAAUACUGACAAGUGGGAUACUUGCUAUCAUCUACUGCUACGUAAGAAAGAGAUGCAGGAAGUUGAAAUCACCUUACAAAGUCUGCAUGGGUGAGACAGCGUUGUGAAGAUCUGGCGUUGGGACACUUACCAAUUUGCCUGUAAACGAGAGGAAGUUCUGCUGGGAAGGCCACCCCGCGCCAUCUGGCAGGUACCCCAGACUCGCUGAUGAGAUGAAAUAAAGGGAAUGACAGCGCAAGUACAUAAAAGGAACUCCUGCAGAACUGAUGGGCUCCAUUCACUUUUGAAGAAAGACUUCCUCUUUUUGGUUGCUAGAUGAGCAGAUGCGAACAGCUAAGGAUACU
This is a messenger RNA of Gavia stellata (red-throated loon), 1593 nucleotides long. Its product is annotated as methylenetetrahydrofolate dehydrogenase (NADP+ dependent) 2 like. The record is from RefSeq and is a predicted model, not a curated record. Gene Ontology annotation, molecular function: methylenetetrahydrofolate dehydrogenase (NADP+) activity; methenyltetrahydrofolate cyclohydrolase activity; methylenetetrahydrofolate dehydrogenase (NAD+) activity. NCBI's taxonomy places the organism in Eukaryota, Metazoa, Chordata, Aves, Gaviiformes, Gaviidae. Gene Ontology annotation, cellular component: mitochondrion. The transcript is spliced from 11 exons. Gene Ontology annotation, biological process: tetrahydrofolate interconversion. The coding region runs from base 1 to 1356 and encodes 451 amino acids.